GGAUUAGGAUUUGGUUCUUUCUCUUAGCCUAUGUCUCUUGAGGAAGCUUAGUGAUUCGGCAGUUUUGUUUCUUUGUGAUUACUCGAUAAAUAAUAUUCCAUUCUAUUAGUUUUGUACAUUAGGGUUUCCUGAUAUUAUUCUUACUUAUUGUUUGAGAAGAAUUGAAAGCAGUGAAAAAACAUGUCAUCAAAAUUAGAAGAAUUAAAGUCAGAUGUUGAGGAGCUGAACAAGUUACUAUCUCAGUCAACAAGACAAAAAUGCAAGGACAUUUUAACCUUAGAAAUAAGAAAAGUCCAGACUGAAAUAUCAAGACUACAAGAGCAAAUUGGUAGCAGUGGAGAGAGUAUAAAACCUACCUCUGUAGUUCCACAGCAGUCUAGGUGCUAUGAGGUUAAACUUAAUAAUUACGCUUGGGAUCAGUCAGAUAAAUUUGUGAAGAUCUUUGUCACACUGAAGAAUGUCCAUACAUUACCUGCAGAAAAUGUAUAUACCGUCUUUACAGAGAACUCCAUGGAACUGCACAUGAACAAGCUGGACAACCGCAACUACACUCUGCCUCUCAAGAAUCUCCUGGAGAAGAUCGACGGCAGCAAAAGUAGCUGGAAGGUCAAGACAGACAUGGUGGUGGUCUCACUAGCAAAAGAGGAAACUGGUAAAACCUGGUCUCACUUGACUUCGUCUGAGAAGAAAGCCAAGGAGCCUAAGCCUACUCCCAAGCUGAGUGACAACGCUGACCCCUCUGCUGGACUCAUGGAUCUCAUGAAGCAGAUGUAUGAAGAUGGAGAUGAUGACAUGAAGCGGUCAAUUGCCAAAGCGUGGACAGAAAGUCGAAACAAUUCUGGAAUGCCCAGUUUUUUAGAGAGGCAUAUAGUACUCAGAAAAUGAACGACUCAUUGUGAGGUUCUUACUCCAUUAUAAAGAUUCAUGCGAAGGCUCUCGCCCAUCUGAGAAAUUCCAUAACCUUAGAAAAUAGUCUUGUAUAGUAUAAGAUUAUUGUUGUUUUAUAUGUAUUCCUAUUGCAUGUAGAGUUAAACAAUGUUUUGUAAUUUUUUAAUUUGUUGUUGAAUUUAUUAACAGGAUCUCAAUAACUUGGUUUAUUUAAGUCUGAAAUAUAACUGUAAUAUAAAAGAAAGUUACUCUUUUUUUAACAAUUGGUGGAAAUAAUGUUUUCAACUAAUGACUGUAACAGGAUCUUUUGAAGAGUCUUCCACAUUAUUUAUGUAAGCGUCAGAACAGAAGUUUCUAAGCAAAAUCUUUAUAUGAAUGUAUGAAAUUAAAAUGAUGUUCUAUUGAAUAGGCUGAAUAUUUGUUUGUUAAACAUUCAACUUAUAAAUUUAGGUUGUUGUACUUAAAAACUAAUUAAAUUACAAUUUAUUUUGUGUUUCUGUACGAAAUUAAUAAAUAUUUCAAUACAUUUUUA
This is a messenger RNA of Homalodisca vitripennis (glassy-winged sharpshooter), 1420 nucleotides long. RefSeq names its product calcyclin-binding protein. Gene Ontology annotation, cellular component: nucleus. The transcript is spliced from 6 exons. Gene Ontology annotation, biological process: heart development. The record is from RefSeq and is a predicted model, not a curated record. Lineage: Eukaryota; Metazoa; Arthropoda; Insecta; Hemiptera; Cicadellidae. Bases 181 to 885 code for a protein of 234 amino acids. Gene Ontology annotation, molecular function: ubiquitin protein ligase binding; S100 protein binding; tubulin binding.